Elaeis guineensis (African oil palm) is the source of this 2696-nucleotide messenger RNA. RefSeq names its product scopoletin glucosyltransferase. The record is from RefSeq and is a predicted model, not a curated record. Gene Ontology annotation, molecular function: UDP-glucosyltransferase activity. Lineage: Eukaryota; Viridiplantae; Streptophyta; Magnoliopsida; Arecales; Arecaceae.
CUAAAGCUGGUUAUAGAGGUGGAGUUGGAUUCAUUAUUUAAGACCUAGACUUUUGGAUGUGUGGUAGCCGGUGAGGUUUCACCUUUUCGACAUCACUAUUUCAAUAAGUCAAGUUGAGGACGGCCUAAGCUAGCAUCACUUAUGCUUGAUUGGCCUUGGGAGUGGAUCACUUAGUCAUCAAACGUGAUUCCGCUACAAUGUUGGGAUGAAUUCGGGACUAGGCGAGAUGAUCGCAGCUCAUCCUUUGAUGUGUGACAUCUGGAGGAUUGUUAGGGAGAGCAUCUCCCAUGAUGUCAGACAUGUUUACCGGACGGUGAACAUUGUGGCGGACAGGAUUGCUUCCAUCGUGAUGGAGCAGUCCAGAGAAGCCUAACAAGCGGAGGUGGCGGCUAUUUCUACCGCUUUAUUUGAUAUUCUAUUUUCAUAUUUUGUUGGAUGUACCCGAAAUGUUUGAGUAUUCUGCUUCAUAAAAAAUAAAAUAUUAAAAAAAGGACCGACGAAACCAGCCAGGCCAAGGUCUUUGAUCCAAUCAUACGGCGGAACCUCCAGUCUGUCCUAGAAAAAACAAAGAAGAUAGCUGACGUCAUUGCUUAGAAAGAGAGAACAAAUGCCGCGAAGGUAAAACCAACCAUCCCAGCUUUUCCACGCCAGUCUGGCAGUUUGCUAACAGCUAAUCCAAACUUCCCCAUAUGCCAUCUCGCCGGAUGCCGGAGAGAUUCCUUGACGCCGGCCUACCAUUUCUGUUCUCUGAAUGAUCGUAAAGGGCACAAGUCUAAACAGGGGUGGGAAGAAUAUAUAAUCCAUGUAAUGUUUUGACUGCUUAGCUCCCCAUCCCGUCACUCCAUUCACCUUCCUCCUUUCUAGUUGUUUCCUAGAUAAAAUCUUGCAACAAAAAAAAAAAAAGAAAAAAGAAAAUCUCUUCUCUUGCCUUCUCUAGUUAGAUCUCCAUGGAUCUCCACAUCUUCUUCUUGCCAUUCCUUGCCCCAGGCCACAUGAUUCCCAUGAUCGACCUUGCUAGGCUCCUAGCCGACCGUGGAGCCAAGGCCACCAUCAUCACGACCACUGAAAACAUCCCCCUCAUCCGACCAACCAUAGACCUCGCCAACAGCUCUCGCCACCGCCAAAUCGAGCUCCUUGCCAUUCCCUUCCCCUACUCGGAAUCCGGGGUCCUCGAAGGCCAUGAAAACCUUACCACUUUCCCCAACCCAGACGUCACCCCUGAAUUCUAUACAGCCAUCAACAUGCUGGAGGCCCCCUUCGCUCAGCUUGCCAAAGAUCACCACCCCGACUGCAUCAUAUCUGACAUCUUCUACCCGUGGUCGGCCAGCCUCGCCCAUGAUCUCGGCAUACCAAGGCUCAUCUUCAACGGCACGGGCUUCUUCUGCAACGUCGUCGUGGGUGCCGUCGGUCGUCUCAAGCCCCAUGAGAAUGUCACUAGCGACGAGCAGGCCUUUGUUGUGCCGGAGGUUCCACAUCGGAUUGAGAUGACACGGUCGCAGCUCCCUGACUUUAUCACAGGAGCCUCAACCUACUUCCUCAAACAGUUGGGUGAUUCCCAUCGCUUCAACUAUGGCAUGAUAGUGAAUAGCUUCUAUGAGAUGGAGCACGACUAUAUUGAUGAAUUCAAGGAGAGAGCUAACAUCAAAAUAUGGCACGUCGGCCCGGUGUCGCUACGCAAUCAGGACCUGCAUGAUAAGCUGGUGAGAGGAGACAAGGCCUCUGUGGACUGCGACCGCUGCUUGAGUUGGUUGGAUGCUAAGAAGCCGGGAUCGGUUCUUUACAUCUGUUUUGGGAGCUUAGGUCGAUUCACCCGCACUCAGCUUUGCGAGAUUGCUUCGGGCCUCGAGGCUUCGGAGCACCCGUUCAUUUGGGUGGUGAGAUGUGGCGGUGAAUUGUCGGAAUGGCUGCCGGAGGGGUUUGAGGAGAGGGUGAUACGUAAAGGGAGAGCAUUGAUCAUAAGUGGAUGGGCGCCUCAGCUGCUUAUAUUGAACCAUGAAGCCGUCGGGGGAUUUGUGACGCACUGUGGCUGGAACUCGUGCAUGGAAGGUGCGAGCGCCGGGUUGCCGAUGAUCACUUGGCCGCUCUUUGCCGAGCAAUUCUUCAAUGAGAAGCUGAUUGUGGAUGUUCUCAGGAUUGGGAUUGCGAUCGGGGUGAAAGUAUGCUGCAGCAAGGAGGAGGAAAGGAUGAUGGUGGGAAGAGAGGAUAUAAGGAGGGCGGUAAAUGAGUUGAUGGGAAAUGGAGAGGAAGCGGAUGGGAGGAGAGAGAGAGCAAGUGGGCUUGGGAAGAUGGCAAGGAGGGCUGUGGAGGAGGGGGGUUCUUCUUAUAAUGAAAUGAGCCGUUUGAUAGAGGAUCUGCUUAAUCUUAAAGCUGGUAAGAUUCAGUCUAGUAAGGUUGGAGAAUGAUUCAACUUCAGUGUUCAUUUGCUUGGGCUUUGUCAGAGAAAAGCUCCAACAGAUUUGUUGCCUUGAAUAUAAUUUUGGGUUUAGCGCUGGUUUAGAGUGGUCUGAUGCUCUCUAAUCCAUAACGUGAUGCUUUUGGGAAUAAAGUUGGAUGUCACACAUCUCAUCAUUGCUCGGUUCCCUUUCCUCAGCGGAAAUUGGUGAUGGUCAAAACUUAUUUUUUCUCUCUACAAUUUUCUUCAUGCGUUGAUUAUUUUUUUUUCUUUUUUUUGCCUGUUUUCUUCUUUGACGUGGAAA